GCAUAGCAGGUUAGAAAUCCUUCAUUACCAUUACAGUGUGUAAAUUAGCUUUGCAACAGCAGAGCCGAGAUCAAAUGGAGAUCGCUCUUAAAGUUUACAGUUAAAGGCUUGGCUCUGUGACUGGAGUACUGGGGAACAGUGUUUGUUUGAGUUAAAUAUCUUAAAGGAUUGGUUUCACUCUGCGAUGCUCAGUAGUGGCCUGCUGUGUAAAUAUUCUUCUGCUUAACCACAUCUGUCAUCUCAUCAGCACUCCUCCAGUUUAGCGUUAUGGAUGAAUUGAAAACCCUCGCUUAAGUAAUCUCUCCUUGAGUCAUAGUCUUCCACGCUAAUAAGACAGUCAUCGCUAGUAAAUUUUGUGUUAAGUUAAAUACAUGUUGGGGAGAAAUACAUUACAAUCCAGUUAUGAGCUGGGUCUUAGUGAGGUUGUAAAUAAUGGAAACUGUGCUGAGCUGUUGUUUUUGAGCACAGUCACCCAUACAUUCUUAAUAAAAAGCCCAUUAAGAACUGCCUUAUUACUGGUGUUAAAUCAUUAAUUUCCGAAAGCAGCUUAUCUUGGACAGCCAUUCAAAAGGGUAAUAAUUAGCAGUUUCCUGGUGGCAUUAAUGAGGAUGAGUCUUCGGAGAAACACUGAAUUUGUUGCAUGGGCUAAAUUGAAGAAUAUUAUGAUAUGCUGUGUCAGAGGAAUGUAGAAUAUUUCAUGCCAUUGAAUUCCUCUAUAAAAACUCAUUCAGUAUUGAAUAAUAUAUUGAAAAGGUAUGUUUUUAUAAAUAAAUACCUAUGGUAAAGAAUGCAAGAUAAUGACAAUGGAAGCUUUUUAGUGGUUACAGGGAAUUAAAACCCAUUUUCCCCCAAAAUGAUUUUUUUUUUUUUUACCUGGAUUUACUGUUUACCGUGUACACAAAAUACAGAUCAGUUAUAUCCUGGAAUUUGUAAUGUUGAAAUAUCUAUUUCAGUGCUGUUGAUAAUGUUUAUGCGCUACACCCUUGUUUAUGAUUCAACCUAUUUUUUUUUUCUCAUUCUUUAUGUUUUCCAGACUAAGGUGCUACCUCCCUGGCACAUCAUGGACUUCUCAGUGGGACUGUAUCUGCUAUGGGCAUUAGUGUUGAACUUUGGGCGUGGCACACUGGGUGGCAUACUGUACCGUAUGCGUGAAGAGCAGCCGCCAAGCACCCUGAUAGGUAGUCUGGCGGCUGAUCAGGGCUUACCUGACUCUGGACAUCUGUACAAGCUGGAGGUGGGCGCCCCUUACCUGCGGGUGGACGGCAAAACAGGGGAAAUUUUCACCACUGAAAUCCCCAUAGACAGAGAGACGCUGAAGGAUUGUCGGAUGAAAGGAAAGCCGUGCUUUCUGGAGUUUGAGGUAUCUGUCACGGAUCUCAUCCAGAACCAAAGCCCCCGGCUGAUUGAGGGACGGAUCGAGGUGCUUGACAUCAAUGAUAACACCCCACAGUUUCCCUCACCUGUCCUCACGCUCUCUGUGCAGGAGAACACUCACAUGGGUGCCACCUUCUCCAUCCCGCUGGCCACUGACAAAGAUACAGAGCGUAAUGGUGUAGCUGACUAUACCCUUACUGCCGGACCAGAGGCUGUUGCACUCUUUGGCUUACAAGUGGCAGAUGACAGGGGUGAGAAAUUGCCUCAGCUCAUUGUGAUGGGAAACCUGGACAGGGAGUUGAAAGACUCCUAUGACCUAACCAUCAAAGUAGUGGAUGGGGGAAGCCCACCUCGUUAUAGUAGUGCCUUGCUGCGAGUCGUCAUCACUGAUGCCAAUGACAACGCACCCAAGUUUGAGAAAUCGUCCUAUGAAGCAGAGGUUUCAGAAAACAGUCCUGUUGGACACUCUGUGUUACAGGUCAAAGCCAAUGACUCAGAUCUGGGUCCAAAUGGUGAAAUCGAAUACAUCAUCCAUCAAGCCGGUGAUCCAGUGCCAAAGCUGCUACAGAUUGACCGUUCCACAGGCAUCAUAUAUGUUAAAGGCUCGUUGGAUCGUGAGGAGAUCAACAGCUUAAAAUUUCAUGUUAUUGCACGGGACAGAGGUCCCUCACCUAAAAGCUCAACAACAUAUGUUUCUGUUGAAGUAACUGACCAGAAUGACAAUGCACCAGCUGUGGAGAUCCGUGGUAUUGGUCUUAGGACCCAUAGCGAUGGGGUGGCAAACAUCUCAGAGGACAUGCCAGUGGGCACUGCGGUGGCACUGGUGCAAGUGUCAGAUAAGGAUGAGGGAGAAAAUGCUGUGGUGACCUGUGUGGUAGCAGGGGAUGUUCCAUUCCAGCUCCGACCAGCUGGCGAUUCCUCUAUUGAUAACAAGAAGAAGUACUUUCUGCAGACCACCACACCUCUGGACUUUGAGCGAGUCAGGGACUACCGGGUGGAGAUAGUAGCUGUGGACUCAGGCAACCCAGCUCUGUCCAGCACCAACUCCCUGAAAGUCCAAGUGACUGAUAUUAAUGACAAUUCUCCCAUAUUCUCACCCCCAGUGUUUGAGAUAGAGUUUGCUGAAGAGAACCAGCCGGGGGAGAAGGUUCUCGAUGUCAUUGCCGUAGAUGCAGACAGUGGCACCAACGCAGAACUCAUCUAUACCAUUGUUGCAGACUCAUCAACAAGGGGGCUGUUUGAGAUUGACCCCAGCACAGGCGAAGUACGAGCAAGGAGCCCACUUGAUCGUGAGCACAAAGAACGUUAUGAGUUCCGUGUUACUGCAUCCGACAAAGGUGUUCCUAGCCACAGGGGUACUGCUACUGUUGUGAUCAAAGUACUGGAUAGGAAUGAUAACGAUCCCAAGUUUAUGCUUAGUAGCUACAGCUUCUCUGUCUUGGAGAACAUGCCACCACUGAGCCCAGUCGGCAUGGUGACUGUAUUAGAUAUGGAUAAGGGAGAAAAUUCCCAAGUGCAGCUCUCUGUCGAACCAGACGUCGGAAAGUUUGUAGUCCAGAAUGGCACAGGAACAAUCCUCUCAAGUAUAUCCUUUGACCGGGAGAAAGAAAGCAGCUACAGUUUCCGACUCAAAGCAGUAGAUGGAGGAGAACCCCCUAGGUCAUCUUAUGUUGGUGUGACCAUCAAUGUACUUGAUGAGAAUGACAAUGCACCUGUUGUCACCAAACCUUCCAAUUCUUCUUUCAAACGUCUGUCUCCCCUGACUGCACCUGAUAGUGUUGUCGAGGUGGUGGAGGCAGAAGACAUAGACUACGGGUCCAAUGCUGAGCUGGUCUAUAGUAUUGCUGGGGGGAACCCCCAUGAGCUCUUCUAUAUAUCACCCUCUGAUGGCGAGAUCAAACUAACCAAGGAACUGACUCGGAAACAUGGAGGUCUGCAUCGCUUGGUAGUUAAAGUGAGUGACAGGGGUAAGCCUUCUCGCCAUGCCAUUUCCUUGGUGCACAUUUAUGUCAAUGAGACCAUUUCCAAUGUCAGCCUGGUGGAGGGUCUAGUGGGACAUAGCUUAUACACUCCACUGGACACAGACAUUGCAGGUGACCCUGACUAUGGUCUAGCUGUUCAGAGAAGCAACAUCCUAUAUGGUAGUUUGGCUGGUGUGGCAGGAGUUGUCACUGUAAUCAUAGUGGUAGUCUUCAUCAGACAUCGCCUCCAGAGAGAAACCAAGAGCGGCUAUCAAGCUGGCAAAAAGGAGACCAAGGACUUGUAUGCACCCAAACAAGGACCAAAAAGCAUUAAGGGUAAAAAAGGAAGAAAGGGAAAGCCUCCAAAAUCACCCAAACCUCUUGGAGAAGAUGAAGAGGUCAGUCUCCAAAAGAGUCUGAAGUUCAACAUUGAUGGGGUUAAUGACAGCCCUAGGAUCCACCUACCCUUGACCUACCCACCUGGCAGCCCUGACUUGGGCAGGCAUUACCGUUCAAAUUCACCGUUGCCCUCCAUUCAGCUUCAGGCCCAGUCUCCAUCUGCUUCCCAGAAGCAUCAGGCUGUCCAGGAGCUCCCCGCCACCAAUACCUUUGUGGGAACAGAACGAGAUGACAACUCUACCGGCUCUGACCAGUACUCGGAUUACAGCUACAAGACCAGUCAGCCAAAAUACAGCACAAAAUCUGUAAGUGUGUACAAAUGUAAUUGUCUGAUGAUAUUAAUUAAUCCUACCCAUGAAUUUACUUUGGUAGAUUAGAAGACUGUGGUCACAUGCUUUCGUAAGCUGCUAAAUAAUUGGCAUGGUAAUUAUUUCCCUGCUUUUUUUUUUUAGGUACGUCACACAAUUAGAGCUAUAAUGCUAGAAUAAUACAUUUAACCAUCAGGUUUUGUCGCACAGGGGAAUAGAGGAGCAGCAGUGCUCCAAAAAUAGCUUUUAGGUACUGCUCAGUUGGUGGUAAACUGUCAUAUACAAACGACAGUUUGCUUUAGUUGUUUAUUUAAAAUAUCAGAUAAACUGAUAUAAACUGAGAUAAAUUGGCUAGUUGAAUUUGACGGAGACACAACCCCAAACAGGCAAUAAGAAAAACUGGAUAUAUAAUGCUGCAGUUAUUCCACAUACAGUGUACCGUAAUACAUUUUGUAAUAAUAUAAUCCUUUAGAAAACCACAUUUGGACUAGAUAGUAUUUUCCUUUCAUAAUAGGCUUAGUUUUUCUCUUUUCUCUUUCUUAUCUUUCAUAGAUAGGAUGUGCAGUGUGCAUAUCUGUCAGCUUCCCGCUUUACCCACAGGGUCAGUAAUUUGACUGGUACAUAUUUGACCUUCUGCUAUUAAGUCCAUGAACAAGUUCUCCACACUUUUUGCUGAAUGAUGCCAACCCAACACCCUAAUUUUUUUUAGGCAAGCGAACAAUUUUUAAGUUAUUGAAGCAGAAUGAUGUGUG
Messenger RNA from Ictalurus furcatus (blue catfish), 4794 nucleotides. It is a transcript of the gene pcdh1a, whose product is annotated as protocadherin 1a. NCBI's taxonomy places the organism in Eukaryota, Metazoa, Chordata, Actinopteri, Siluriformes, Ictaluridae. Gene Ontology annotation, biological process: homophilic cell-cell adhesion. The transcript has 2 exons. Gene Ontology annotation, molecular function: calcium ion binding. The record is from RefSeq and is a predicted model, not a curated record. Gene Ontology annotation, cellular component: plasma membrane. Bases 854 to 4111 code for a protein of 1085 amino acids.